AUGGCGGCGUGUGCUGCCCAGUUCACUGCCCUCUCCAACUGGGCCGCAACUCUCCUGCUUGCACCCCCGGCCUCACAGCGGGAACGUCACGCCACCAAGCUGCUCAAAGUCAUGGAUCACCUUCAUUCCCUGAAAAACUUUAACAGUUUCCUUGCCAUACUGUGCGCAUUUCUCCUCAUCCCCGAAAAUAUAUUCUCCAAGAAAACUCGAACACGUCUUACUCGCCUACGGCCUUACAUGCAACCGCCACAUUUCACGACAUAUCGACGCGAACUGGCCGAAGCCUCACCCCCUCUUGUCCCUUAUCUUGGUCUCACGCUCCAGAACCUGAUUACACUGGAACAAAUAAACCCUUUAUUCCUUUCCAAAGUCCCCAAAGGCAUGGCCGCAACUCACAAGCCGGAGCACGGCCCGAUAGUCAACUUUUGGCGAUGUUGGAAGCAUUUUCUGAUAAUCAAUUUCUUCGUCAAGCAAGACAGCGCCGAUGGAAGGACCGCUCACUACGACAUCAAACCGGACUCGGAUAUUCUCGACUUCAUUGCUGACUUUAAAACAGCUUAUCCUGAUUUUGCUUUACGUGAGCUUAUAAACAGACGAAGACGUGAAGCCUCCUAG
Messenger RNA from Mesocestoides corti, 615 nucleotides. NCBI's taxonomy places the organism in Eukaryota, Metazoa, Platyhelminthes, Cestoda, Cyclophyllidea, Mesocestoididae. The record is from the annotation of a GenBank genome assembly.